Messenger RNA from Lolium rigidum, 1176 nucleotides. RefSeq names its product cyclase-like protein 1. NCBI's taxonomy places the organism in Eukaryota, Viridiplantae, Streptophyta, Magnoliopsida, Poales, Poaceae. The transcript has 6 exons. The record is from RefSeq and is a predicted model, not a curated record. Bases 5 to 856 code for a protein of 283 amino acids. Gene Ontology annotation, molecular function: arylformamidase activity.
GAGCAUGGCGGCUCUCACCAUCAUCCUGCUGGUCCUCCUCCCGGCGCACCAGGCGCUCGCCACGGCGGCCGGCGACGCGCACCCGGGCUACGCGGGCGCGGAGGCCGACACCUGCGGGCCGUCGCUGGGCGGCUCUUCCUCCUCCUCUGCAGGCGCGGCGGUCCGGCGUCGUCAUGGCCCGGAGCUGGAGGAGUACGGCGGCGGACGCAUCAUAGACAUCACGCACGCGUACAUCCCGGGCAAGCCGGCGUACGCGCCGGGCGCGACCGUGGGCCCGGUGGUGCGGCUCAAGGAGUCCAUGGAGAACGGGUCAGAGUACAACCUGUCGGAGCUCCAUAUGGAGUGCCACACCGGCACCCACCUCGACGCGCCGGGGCACUUUAACCAGGCCCACUUCGCCGCCGGCCUCGACGUCGACACGCUAGACCUCGAAGUCCUCAACGGUCCUGCAUUACUGGUCGAUGUUCAGAGAGACACAAAUAUAACAGCUGAGGCAAUGGAAUCCCUAAAUAUACCAAAAGGUGUUCGUCGAGUUCUCUUCAGGACACUGAACACAGACAGGGGGCUCUCGUGGAAGGAAGGAGGUGAUAUGAGUUAUGUUGGAUUUACAGAGGAUGGUGCACAGUGGUUAGUUGACAACACCGACAUCAAGCUGGUUGGGCUUGACUAUCUAUCCGUUGCAUCACUUGAUCAUGCAGCUUCCGCCCAUAUCGUCUUUUUCAAAAAUGCGGAUAUCAUCUUAGUCGAAUUUCUGAAAUUAGACAACGUCAAGACUGGAAUAUACAUGCUGCACUGCUUACCUCUAAGAUUGGUUGGCUCUGAAGGGUCACCAGUCAGGUGCAUUCUUAUCAAGUGAUCACUCCGCUGCUCACCGCUGUUAUUCUUGAAGGCUGCAAUUGAUCAUGCCCGUUGAUGCUACAUAUAUACGAUGGCUAACAUCAUGGUGUAUGCUCCAUCUCUGUACAAUAAACACUGCAUGUGAUAUAAUUUGUUUUCCAGAAAUUUUUCAUGCAGUAUAUUAAUUUGUACUGUCGAUAAAGUAUUUCAAUUGGAAAAGAUUAUGUAGCAUUACUACAGAUAACUGGUGCAGCAGAAACAUAGUCUGUAAUGGCAGUUUGCUUGCUCCAGCGCUGUUGAGCUGCAACAAAAUUUUGAAGUACUACCAUUUUUUUAUGA